Molecule: messenger RNA, 876 nt
Organism: Exophiala xenobiotica
Lineage: Eukaryota; Fungi; Ascomycota; Eurotiomycetes; Chaetothyriales; Herpotrichiellaceae
Product: S-formylglutathione hydrolase
Exons: 3
Coding region: 1-876 (291 amino acids)
Biological process (GO): formaldehyde catabolic process
Cellular component (GO): cytosol
Molecular function (GO): S-formylglutathione hydrolase activity
Source: RefSeq, a predicted model, not a curated record
AUGUCUGUCUCUACUCAAGCGACGAUAGCCUCCUUUGGGGGUAAGCUACUCAAGCUUGCCCACAACUCCUCCACUCUCGGCUGCGAGAUGAAAUUCAACCUUUACCUGCCUCCGCAAAACACCCAGAACCAGCUCCAUAAAGUUCCCCUAUUCAUCUGGCUGUCCGGCCUGACAUGUACCGGUGACAACUGCGCUGAGAAGGGUUUCUUUCAACACGGUGCAAGCAAGAAGGGGAUCGCAGUCUUGUACCCAGAUACUAGCCCUAGGGGCAUCGGCAUCAAGGGAGAAGACGACGCCUAUGACUUUGGUACUGGCGCAGGAUUUUAUGUCGAUGCUACCGCCGAUCCGUGGUCCAAGAACUAUAAGAUGUACUCGUACAUCACCGACGAACUUCCCAAGACUGUCUUCUCGGCCUUCGCCGACCAAAUUGAUUCCAGCCGAGUGAGCAUUAGUGGACACAGUAUGGGUGGACACGGUGCUUUGUCAUUAUACCUGAGGAACCCUGGCAAAUACAAGAGUGUCAGCGCAUUUGCUCCAAUUGCCAAUCCUCUGAAAUGCCCUUGGGGAGAGAAGGCUUUCAAGGGCUACUUUGGAGAAAGUGAUUGGCAAAAGAAGGGUGCCGAGCACGACUCGACCGAACUGCUCAAGAAAUGGAAAGGAGGUGACCUGGAUAUCUUGAUCGAUGUGGGCACUGGCGACAACUUCUACAAGCAAGGCCAACUACUACCCGAAAACUUCAUUGCCGCAGCAAAGGAGAUCGGACAAGAGAAAGGCGUCAAUGUCAGAUUCCAGCCAGACUACGAUCACAGCUACUACACAAUGGCUACGUUCUCCGAUGACCACAUCGAUCAUGCUGCAAAAUACUUGUUUGCAUAG